Messenger RNA from Leptidea sinapis, 6888 nucleotides. It is a transcript of the gene Snx17, whose product is annotated as sorting nexin-17. Gene Ontology annotation, cellular component: early endosome. The record is from RefSeq and is a predicted model, not a curated record. Gene Ontology annotation, molecular function: phosphatidylinositol binding. Bases 115 to 1551 code for a protein of 478 amino acids. The transcript is spliced from 8 exons. Lineage: Eukaryota; Metazoa; Arthropoda; Insecta; Lepidoptera; Pieridae. Gene Ontology annotation, biological process: intracellular protein transport.
CACUGGGCGAGUUAUUGUUUUUCUUUUCGUAUUUACUAUUUUUGUGUGGUGCAUAUCAGCGAUUUAUUACUAUUGAUGUGAAAGUUAUGAAUUAUAUAUCAAUCGGUAUAAAAAAUGCAUUUUUCAAUUCCUAAUUUGCAACAGUUUCGGGACGACAACGGGGUAACAUAUACGGGCUAUAAUAUUCACAUAGAUGGAUUUUUCCAUUGCACGUCUCGAUACAAACAGCUGCUUAGCUUACACGAACAACUGCAAUCACAGUAUCCAUAUUUAAAAUUGCCUCAAUUUCCACCUAAAAAGCUUUUCCUCACUAACUCACAAUUAGAAGAGAGAAGGAUACUCUUGGAAAAAUAUAUACAAUUAGUUGGUCAAAAUAGUGUAUUGGCUAAUUCUGGAAUAUUGAUGACCUUUCUCUUAUCUGCUCAGCAAGAAACCCACAAUGUGAAGGUGCAUGUUGUCGAUAUAGAGAUAUCAUUAAUGAAUGGUUAUAGAAUACCACUGUCUGUGUCAUCAACUGAUACUUCAAAUACAAUCUUAGAUAUAGCAUGUAAUUAUUUAAAUUUACCAAAAGAUAUGAUUAGGUAUUUCUCAUUGUUUUUAUUUAACUGGAGUUGUGCAAGGGAUGGACAACCCAGCUUGAAAAAACUAGAAGACUUUGAGUCCCCAUACAUAUCUCAGAAAUAUGUUAGACCUGAAGACAAAAUAGUGCUGAGAAAGAGUUACUGGGACCCCCGCUAUGAUAUGGAACUUUUACAUGACAGAGUAGCGAUAGACUUAUUAUACCUUCAAAUAAUAGAGGAUAUUGAAUUAAGGUGGAUAAUUGUUGAUUCUGAAACAAGAAUUAUUUUAUCUGCAUAUGAAGCAAAGAAACAAAAGAGAGAGUACAUUGAAACAGCACAGAGGUUACAACACUAUGGUCGAAUACCAGCAGGAGAAGCGUUGACAGACUCUGUGAAUAUAGCUGAAGUGGGAAGUAAUAAUAGUGUCAGAGUAAGAGUAUCAUUAGCAUCUAAGGAGCUUAGUUUAACAAGCAUUAUGCAUCCAAACCAUGAACAGAAAUACAAAGUAACAAGGAUGAAAUGCUGGAGGAUAACAACACUUCAUAAUACAGAUCGACAACCCAACGGCCAUGAUUCUUUGCUGGAGGAACCUGUAAGGAAUUUCGAGUUAUCAUUUGAAUAUCUUAUUAGCAAGGGCAACCUUGCUUGGGUCACGCUCAAAACAGAACACGCCAUAUUCAUAAGUGUUUGUUUACAAUCGAUAGUUGAUGAGCUGAUGCGCCAGAAAGUCGGCGAGGGUCCGACCUCAGUGCGACACAAGCGAGCCAACCUGACCUACCUACGAAGGGAUGGUUCCAGUCAGCUUAUCACCCCGUCUUCAUCCAGCGACACACUUAGCUCACUGAAUGGCGAUUCCUGCACUUCGGGAAGUUCCCGGGAGAUAUUUUCUGUUCAGAAACUGACUGAAAAAUUUGCAUCCGUCGCCUUCAAGUCGGGGAAAGAUUGUGUCGAGAAUAAUGCCUUCGAGGCAAUCGGAGAUGAAGAAUUGUAAAAUACUCACCAUUUUCCAAAGAGAUAAUGUCGCCAAUAUACAAUAUUCGCGUAGAUAUAGCCUUAAAUUGUACAUAAGUUCUAUGUACAUAUGUAUUAAAUAGUUAGAUUUUUUUUAAAUUGAAUAUGGCUAUGAAAUUAAUCUUCAUUCCUUAAUUUGUGGCGUUAUUUAACAUACCUAAACCUUCGUGUUAUCUCCGGCCAUAAACUUGCCAUAUUUAUAGCGAAUUUAUUAUAUUUACCUAUCUUGUACCUAUAUUUUAUAAAUAAUUACUUACUCGAAAUUUUCGUGGGAUGUGAGCUAUUUGUUGAGGUUCUAAUGUGAAUUUUAUGUGUGUUUUAUCAAGUACACAAUAUCCAAAAAUAUUGUUUUAUAAAUUAGAUAUACACAAAUAAAAUUUUAUGAACGAUGCGGGAUUCGAACUCACGACCUCCGGCGUUCCGUGCCGGUGCUCUAACCAACUGAGCUAACCGUUCGAGUACCGCCUCGUUAUAAAAUUCUGUUUGCUUUGUUCAACUCUCAGGUUGUGGCUGGUCGCCGGAGGUCGUGGGUUCGAAUCCCGCAUCGUUCAUAAAAUUUUGUUUUUCAAAUUUUAUUUGUGUAUUAAUCCUAGAAGUGAGGGUUAUCACUUUAAAAACAUAACAUAUUGUUUAAAUUAGAUAUAUAUUAUAAUGUAACUCAUAUAGUGGGCCUAGGUAUAAUACCUACAUGAUAUAACAUUAUAGUUGAGGAAAACACAUAUGCUGAUAGUACUACCAGUAGUGCUAAUUCUAAUUGUUCAUGUUCACCACCUUGCUUUGCUUCCCCCUCCGUCCUGCUGUCGUAAUCCUCAGUACUGAGGGUCGCGACCACCCUUCUGUAUCACGUUUCUCUCGUAUGAUCGCUCUCCAUCUCCUCUUGUCUGAAUGAAUUACCUAUAAUUAUUUAAAAUACUUUUUACAAAAAUUAUACAAUUUUACUAUCAAUAUUACUUCAUACUUAUAUUAUGACACCUUUACCUCGAAUAUGAUCUUAUAUCAAAUCAAAGUUAUCCUUUUUGCUGCGUUAGGGAAAUAUUAUUAGAGUGAACUUUUCGUUGCGUGCGCAUACCGACAUCCAAACGUUAGUUUUAAGCUAUUGCAUAGCUUCUAUCGCGGGCCUUGAGCGUUGAGACCGAAUCCAGAAAUUCCGUAACGAAAAUAACCUAACACUUACUAGAUCUAUAUAGAUAUUUCACCACGGUCAUUACAGUUGCCGAGGAACAGCGGUUAUCACGUAUGCUUUUUGUGCAGAAGGUCUCAGGUUCGAGCCUGUGAUUUUUUUUAAUUUCUUUAUUUUUUUUUAUCACGUUUUUUAAUUUUUAUCAUUAUGACAAGCAUUUUUAUUUAGUUUCACCCGUCCCGUUGUGUGUCUGUAAUCAAAUCUUGCAAGUUAAAUUUUACUCACUUCCCGUUUGCUUUUUUUAAAUUAAUUUUAUCAAAAUAAAAUGCUGCAUAAAUAAAUAAUUAUAAUUGCAUAAGUUGACAAAAAAUACUAUGCAAUAGCUUUACCGCGGCAGUCCCUGAGUGCCACACGUCUUUUUUAUCGACCAAAGGAAAGUUUUGACAACUAUUAUUUGAAUUGUCAAAGUCUGCCGCGGGCUUACCUUACCUACUCUAGGGAUUUGAUUGAAAAAAAAAAUAUGCGGUUAAUAAUAUUUUCAUUGGUUGUAUUUAAUACCAUCUUUAUAACAAUAUUGUUCUUUCUGCAUACGUAAAAUAGCAAAAAAUUUAAUGUAGGUACGUGAAUACACACACACUUUUUGAAUAACCAUGUAGAUUUUAUUCAAUUUAGAAAAUACUAUGUUAUACCAUAAUUAAUAUUUAUUUAAGUAAUAAUGGAAGCAUGUAGCUACUUGUUUAGUAUAGGAAUAAUACUAAUAAUCAUUACCAGCCCUUAAGGCGACACUAAAUGCCAGCGACCUUGAGCGAUAUGAGUUCACGACUGCCGGCCCGCCAUCUAUGUCACAAAGCCAAUAUUUUCAAAUUUCUUGGGUGGAAAACAGUUUAUAUGCUUACAAUCCUCGUUAUUAACUAAUAAUCUGAAUAAAUGAACCUACACAAAAAAGUACAAGCUAUAAGAAUAACUUUUCUGAGAGAAGUACCAAAAAAUGCGUCACGCCAUGCCAAAAAACUUGUUUAACUUCAAAGAAAAGUGGAAGUUCAAAAAGGCUCGGCAGUGUUAACUAUAACCAACAGCAAGCAUUAGCAACCUACAAAUAAGACUUAAGGAUAUGUGUAACAGGAUUAAGUAGUGUUGAUAGCUCGAAAUACUAUAUUUUCACCACAAAACUUGUCUAAAAACACCAUGUUUGCGUGUUUUCUACUUACUGUUCGCCUUAACUUAAAGACAAACGUUACACGCAGUUCGAACCUGUCUAAACUUUGGCAGACGGUGUGAUUUAUUGUGAUUGUGCGUCUGACGACAUAAACUGUAACAACUAUACACUUACAAUAUACUACCGUAUAGACAAACAAAAAAUACGACAGAGAUCAUUCCAAAGGAAAUAAAGCAAAAUAGAAUCGGUAAGCGAAUCUAUUGUUACUGUAACCGAUUUUGAUUGACAGGUCGGAAAUAGUCAGCCACGCUAGGCAUUAUUUUGAAUAUAAAACCAGUAGCGAACAAAAAUUAUCCACGCACGCCACGCAUUAUCAGGCUGUCGCGUCGUCUAUACGCAGGUAUAUUGAAAGUCUUUAGUAAUAAGGAUGGUCACGGUAAAAUAAAAAUUAAGUAGUCGAUACCUACCUCUACGUGAUACGUACCUAGGUAACUCUGCGACACGUUAGUAAAUGAUACAUUUGAUUGGAUUUUUGAAGUGACGUCUCAAAAUCCCCGCGGUGAUUAUGCAAACAGUCAGAAAAGUUCCAUAAUAACUUCUACUUGUAGAACUGUACUUCUCAAGAUGAUCGGAUACUGAAUUUACAAUAGACCAGUGGUGAUCUUUUUUAAGCAGUCUUUUUAACUAGAUAAAAUUUUCCUGUUGCCAGAUAAAACCCCAAACAGGUAAUUUUUUGGAAUGCAUAUUUAUUUAUAUCACUUUUGUAAGUUAUCUUCAUAAAAUAAUUAUUGAAUGUAUGUCCAUAUUAUAUUUAAUAUAUUAGAUCCAUUAUUUGUACACAGCUGGUGCCAAGGCAUUGCAUAUGCCUGCAUAAAUUACGUUAUGCUGCAAUUUUGAAAGCUGCAACUAAAAAUAUUUCUUCCAAAUCUAUAGAUUUGUAAGUUCAAGUAGUCAUUCAAACAGGGUACUGUGUUGUAGGUACCUAUAGAGAUAAUUUAGAUCAAAUAAUAACCAUGUAAUAUUUAGAUGUGAUAAGACUGCUUUUACUUCUAUCGCAAGACUUCGUUUCAUAUUUUAUAACUUACGAACAAGCUAUAUUUCAGCAUAAUUUUAUAUGCUAUGGCUAUGUCAAUUUGUGUGGUCUCAAAGUUUGUAGAUAAAUGUUUACAAAAAAAAAAUGUACAAGAAUUUAAUAUUUGAACUGAAGAACUUUUUGAAUGAUAGAGAUUCAUCUACGGGUGUAAUAAAUUUAAUAUAUUAUUUGAAUCAUAAUUUAUCGAAAAUUUAUUAAAUUAGGCGUUACUUUGCAAAUGAUUUAAGUUUUCUUGAGUGUUAAUUCCGCCAAUAUUUGUUUCUAAACAAUUCGACACGUGUUUCGCCUCUACACGAGGCAUCCUCAGGACGUGUUGUCUCGCCAAAAUCUGGCAAUGAGCUGUAAGCCGCUCUUUUAUACCCUCGUCCCAUGAAAUGACGCGCUGUGAUUGGUCGGCUGUUGUGACGUAUUACCCCCGGAAGAGAUACGUAACAAAGGUGAUGGGACUAAAUUUGUUUACAUUGUUGAAUGAACACACUUCCGGCUCAUUUGAUUCAGUCUCGUGCCAGAUUUUGGCGAGACAACACGUCCUGAGGAUGCCUCGUGUAGAGGCGAAACACGUGUCGAAUUGUGUAGAAACAAAUAUUGGCGGAAUUUACACUAAAGAAAACUUAAAUCAUUUGUAUCAUAAUUUUUUAAAUAAAUUAGCUAUACAUGACUAAUAUACACGGUGGCCGAGUUGACGUCCAAAGCUAAAAUUUGAAAGCCUCAUGGUGAUGAGUAUCCGAAUCACCCCUAUGUAUGUUCUACGAUUUUGCGUAGUUUAGGAGAUAAUAAUUUUUUUCACCUAAUUGUAGUUUAACACUUCUUUCAAAUUUUUUUGAACAGUUUUAGUUAAUUUUAUUGUUGAUAAUUAUUAACUACUGUUGCAAUAACCACAUACGAAACUAUCAAUAGUUUAGACAAUGCGGAACUAGUUUAGAAUUGAGUCGUAAGUUCAAGAUAACUGCUCCAGCUAAAUUCAUGAAAAUGUUCAAGGUAUAAAAAAAAAUGGGGAGCCUAUGGCUUCUAUUUUUAAAAACUUUCCAGAACAUUGGCCAAUAAAAUGAGCCAAAUUCUAAUUUAAGCUUUGGACGUCAACUUCUCGGCCACCCAGUAUAUAUUGUAGUCAUAUGAAAUGUACAUUAACAACCUGAUUAUGUGAAGUCACUUAUUGCUAGAUGAUCUUGCAUAUAAAAUGUAAGUGCAAUGUAAUGUGCUCACUUUGCUGUUUGUUUAAAAAUCAUAUUAAUUUGCUUACUAGUCUCGACUUACUUUGCCGGAUAUAUUAUGUGUUAAUACCAGAGACUUACAAUAUACUAGUGGAUAGGAUACACACAGCAUGACAAGAGAAAAGGAAAGCUUAUCUAUUCUCAUUGUACCCAAUUUAUAUUGAUAAGUCUUACACAUUUGGCCACAAUUGGAAUUAGGUCCUUCAUAUUUUAAAUAAUGCACACCUUGACAAAUCAAAAUUUCCAAACAUAUUAUUGGGAUGUCAGUGAUAAUCUAUGCUAUUAUAUUCUAACCCCCUUAUUCAUAAUAGUCUGCUUACUUAAAGCAUUGCUAAUUCUCACCCUGUCUUCUUCUAUGGACCUAAGUCAGAAUGAGAAAAAAAAAUCUUAAGGGCUGUUUAAGUUAGCAGACCAUUAUGAAUAAGGGGGUAAGUGUAUGGAAAAUACAUUCCCGGAUCAAACUAGACAUUCUCUUUAAUACCAGUAGUCGGAAAGCAAUGUUUAACAUGAGUCUCACAAACAUCUUGGCUGACAUAAAUUGCAUCAGCAUGCAUAAAAAUAAAAAAUAAAUAUCAAUACUAUAUUUUAUUGAGGGGACCAUACAAUGGCAUCAUUAUGUUAUUUAUAUUACCAUAUUCUAUUAUAAUAAUAUAAUUGUAAUAAGUUUAAUCACAUUUACUGUGUUAUUUUUUAUGUUUUACAAUGAUUUAAAUAUAAACUACCUAUUUGAAAAUGAA